AUGGCAAGACUCACUGAUGAUGCCAACUACGAUGACGGCGAAAUGUCUGAGAAUAGAGGCUGUCGUGCUAACGAAGCCCGACGACAUCCUGGUUCUCGACGUCGUGGCAACCUUAGCAAUAUUGCUAAUGCUGAAAAAGAAGCUGAUGUGCCUCAUGAUACCUUAUCUGGACCAGCUAAAACGAAAUCUAAGAAUUCUGAAAUUUAUUGCAUCUGCCGAACACCAUACGAUCCACUUCGGUGA
This is a messenger RNA of Protopolystoma xenopodis, 243 nucleotides long. NCBI's taxonomy places the organism in Eukaryota, Metazoa, Platyhelminthes, Monogenea, Polystomatidea, Polystomatidae. The record is from the annotation of a GenBank genome assembly.